AUGGGGCUUCAGUAUGAUCCAAAAGCCAACGGAAAUCGAAACCUUUAUUACCACUAUUUAGAUGAACAUAAGCCAGAUAAAUUGAUCGCCAGGAUUCCAAAAGCGGAGGCAUACGAAGUAUCGUUUAAAAUCAGUCAUGAUCACAGAUAUCUCAUAAUAUUCGAUAGUCAAGCGUUGUAUGCCGCAAACAUUGAAUCAUUGGACGAGGAAAUUCAAUUUAAAAUGAUUUUUAAAUUAACUGAAAACAUUUCGUAUGAGUACGUCGGGAAUGAGGGUGAUUUUUUUCUAUUUCUUAAAAAUAUUGGAGCACCAAAGCAUCAUCUUGUUGAAAUUGACAUCACGGAUAAAAAACCAGGACGUAAUUUUGAUGUAGUUGUUGCAGAAAAUCUAAAUGGCCAUGGUGUAUUGAAGACUGCCUAUGCAUUUUCCACGUUUAUACUUCUCAUUUACAUUGAACGAUUCCAGAGUUCCAUGUAUUUAUAUUCAAGUCAAUCGGAGCGUAUCGAAUACAAAAUCGAUUUAAAAAAUGAACAAGUUGUGUCUUCGAGCAUCGAUAAGUAUGGAGUUUUCUUCGAAACGCGAUCAUUCAAAACACCACGAAAAGUGUAUCGAAUCGAGUUUAAUCAGCUUUUAUAUCGUGAGCCAUACGUAACGACUUAUUCGACGAUUGAGCCUGUUCUGUGGAAAGAAUCGAAAAUACCAAAUUUGGAUGAACUGAAAAUAACCGUUCAAUACGAUACAUAUCGUAGUUUCGACGGAACCGAAGUUCCAAUGACGAUCAUUCAAAAGAAACAAAGCGAUUGUUACAGAAAGCCAUGUCUGGUAUAUGCUUACGGUGGAUUUGGUGAUUGUCUACUUCCGAGAUUUGAUCUUUAUUUUCUUCUUUUCGUGGAGUUAUUCAACGGUGUCGUUGUUUUUAUUCACAUUCGUGGUGGUGGUGAGCUCGGCGAUGUAUGGUCAUUAAAAUCAUCGCAAAUCGAAAUCAGUUUUAAUGAUCUAAUAGCCGGAGUGGAGUAUCUAAAAGGAGAAUCAUACACCGAUACGAUCGAUUCGAAUAAAAUCGCAUAUCAUGGCACAUCACAUGGUGGUUUAGUUGGUGCUGUUGUUAUGAAUUUGAGACCAAACUUAUUUACAGCCGUUACCCUGUUAAAUGGCUACUUUGAUUUGAUCAUUGAUCUAUUGGAUGGGGAUCGACUCAAUCAGUAUGGAAAUAUCAACAAAAAACGGAAUUUUGAUGUUAUCAAAAAAUAUGCGCCACUCCUACACAUUCAAUAUCCAACGAGAAGUGAAAGUUAUCCAACAACAUUGAUCGUAGCUAGCAAAAAAGAUGACGUUGUGCCCAUGUCAAACUCAUUGAAAUAUUUAGCACAUCGACGUGAAAAUGCUAAGAAAACUCAAGCGCAACGAGAGAAACCGACAUUAUUCAAGGUUAUAAACAGUGGUGGCCAUAACUAUAGGACAGCAAUAAGGAGAGAUUUUAUCGAUGCUGUUUUUGUUAAAUUAAAAUUUUUAGCCGAAGCUAUGGAGUUGAGGUGCGAUAAAGUAUAUCAAACCAAUUAAUGUGGGCUGUAUGAAGAAAAACAUGUUGAACAUGUUGUCAGAUGUGGAACAGAAUGUACAGGAUCGUUGGCUUAUGUCCAAAUUUUAGAGUAUGGACACAAAAACUGAUUUUAAAAGUGUUCUCUCCAGAGAGUGUUCCCUCUUUUAGCUGCGAUUUCUCUUUUUUUCUACAGAAUUUCGCCAAUCUUGCUCUACCAAAAAUCUAGGUUGCCAAUUUUGUUGUUCCUUUGAUCGAGCGUCACGGAGUUAGAAAAGUGAUGAACAAACUCGAGGUCAACCAAAGAACCAUCCCCAUUCAAAAAGUUUUUCUACACUAUUUUUUAUACACCGUCUCCACUCGCAUUUAGUUCCCAUUUCAUUAGAUACACGUUGACCGUUGAAAUCCAAUGGAAGUGGAGAAUAGUGUAAAGCUGUUUGAAGUUCAUUUUGUUAGAGUAAUGUUGGCGAGAUUCUGUCAGGAAAAUUUGAUGCGCUUGCGCAUUGUGCAACAGUGGGAUAUGCAGCCAAUUGGAGCUCCAGACUCUAGAGAGGAAUGCAAACAAAAAAUGUUCUCCUGGACAUUAUCUAGGACAUAUUCAACUAUCUUCGAUAUUUAUAAUGUCGCCUAAUGAAUACUUUGAACCGAGCAUUCAGAGGAAUUUAACACGUGACACAAACUUUUCCAAUUAAGUAUAUGAAGGAUGCCAUCGUGGGCCAAUAAUUAAAUUGGAAUCAACUUCAUGUAUUUUACUAAGUUUUUAAUGAAAAAAGUUAUAAGUUUUGAAUCUACAGAGCAUACUGACAAGUUGCCAGUGGCAACCUGGCCCGCUUAUCUCAAUCUGUUACCAAUGUGCUGGUAAUCUGCUUAUAAUUGUCAUUAUUUUUUUCUCAUUAAAAUUAAACAGUUCGCACCUAAAUUUAAUAGCACAAAGUCAAUGUAAUCAACAUUUUGUAAAAAAAAAUAAA
Sitodiplosis mosellana (orange wheat blossom midge) is the source of this 2505-nucleotide messenger RNA. Its product is annotated as prolyl endopeptidase-like. Gene Ontology annotation, molecular function: oligopeptidase activity; serine-type endopeptidase activity. The record is from RefSeq and is a predicted model, not a curated record. The transcript is spliced from 6 exons. NCBI's taxonomy places the organism in Eukaryota, Metazoa, Arthropoda, Insecta, Diptera, Cecidomyiidae. The coding region runs from base 1 to 1560 and encodes 519 amino acids. Gene Ontology annotation, cellular component: cytosol. Gene Ontology annotation, biological process: proteolysis.